This is a messenger RNA of Liolophura sinensis, 1626 nucleotides long. Its product is annotated as QRFP-like peptide receptor. The transcript has 3 exons. Gene Ontology annotation, molecular function: G protein-coupled receptor activity; protein binding. The coding region runs from base 1 to 1626 and encodes 541 amino acids. Gene Ontology annotation, biological process: G protein-coupled receptor signaling pathway. The record is from RefSeq and is a predicted model, not a curated record. Gene Ontology annotation, cellular component: plasma membrane. Lineage: Eukaryota; Metazoa; Mollusca; Polyplacophora; Chitonida; Chitonidae.
AUGGCAUACGAUCAUCUCUCCGAAUAUUUUCGGGCAAAAGACACGAUCGUCCAGGCAGCAAACACUUCUUUGGCCCAGUGGAAAACGCCAUACAACUUCAGCAUUGAUGACAUUGUGGACGAGUUUUUUGGCACUUUGUACGACUGGAACAAUACUUCUUCUGUUGUGCUAAUCUUGCUCUACGUUCCUACUUUUCUGAUUGCUCUCUUAGGAAAUAUCCUCGUCAUUCUGACCGUGACUGGGAAGAAAACCCUCCGUCAGGUCCGGAAUUAUUUCCUGGUAAAUCUCGCUAUCGCUGACUUGACAAUCACCUUGCUGUGUAUGCCUACGUCGGUAGGAUCUAUUGUUUAUCGACUUUGGAUAUAUGGCGAAUUCCUUUGCAAGGCUACAACGUUUUUACAAGGAGUUGCUGUUGCCGCCAGCAUUUUUACUCUUAUGGCAAUGAGCAUUGACCGUUUCAUCGGUAUCAAAUUUCCCAUGAGCAAACGACGAGUUACGAAACCCGCGGAAGCCCUGAGCAUUAUUCUCAGCAUCUGGCUCAUUUCAGCACUCAUCAUGAUCCCGUUGAUUCUCGUGAGAGAACUCGAUGUCGUGACUUUGGAACACUUCGGAGAGAUCAAAUUUUGUCGUGAACAAUGGCGGACACGGGACAAUCGCCGAGCGUUUGGCGUGGCGUCUUUGCUUCUCGUAUACAUCAUCCCAUCAACGAUCCUGGCCGUGUGCUACGCCUGCAUCGGCAAGACGUUGUAUGACCGGAAACUAGAGCGGGUCAACUCCAACAGCAGCGUACAGACAGUCGAGUCACGCCAGAGGGCCGCGCGCAUGCUCGUCGUUCUCGUGGCGCUGUUCUUGUUGUUUUGGUUACCAUAUAACAUUAUCUCUUUGGCGAUGGAUAUAUCGGGAAGUUUUCCGCAGAUCGGGGUUCUUCUAUAUUCACUUUGGCUUGGACAUGCGCACAGUGCACUCAACCCCAUCAUGUACUGGUGUCUUAACGUGCGACUGAGGGAAGGGUUCCGGGGCCUGACGGUCUCCUGUAGCGGCAGAGCUUCACAUCAAUAUUGUACAUACUUCAAUCAGCCCAAUGUCCAGUCCACGGAAGGGCUGGACACGCCUUGUUCUAACCUACGCUUCAAUCGCUUCAAUAUCCACUCCAUGAAAGAGCUGGUCACGCUUUGUUCUCACCGACGCAUCAAUCGCUUCAAUAUCCACUCCAUGAAAGAGCUGGUCACGCUUUGUUCUCGCCGACACUUCAAUCGCUUCAAUAUCCACUCCAUGAAAGAGCUGGUCACGCUUUGUUCUCACCGACACAUCAAUCGCUUCAAUAUCAACUCCAUGAAAGAGCUGGUCACGCUUUGUUCUCGCCGACACUUCAAUCGCUUCAAUAUCCACUCCAUGAAAGAGCUGGUCACGCUUUGUUCUCACCGACGCAUCAAUCGCUUCAAUAUCAACUCCAUGAAAGAGCUGGUCACGCUUUGUUCUCACCGACACAUCAAUCGCUUCAAUAUCAACUCCAUGAAGAGCUGGUCACGCUUUGUGCUCACCGACACUCCAAUCAACUCCUUGUCCACUACACAGAAUAAUUUUAUACUUAAGUCUUUUUCUCACCUACACUUCACGCAUUUUUAG